Messenger RNA from Drosophila obscura, 487 nucleotides. It is a transcript of the gene Nplp4, whose product is annotated as neuropeptide-like 4. The record is from RefSeq and is a predicted model, not a curated record. Bases 99 to 302 code for a protein of 67 amino acids. Lineage: Eukaryota; Metazoa; Arthropoda; Insecta; Diptera; Drosophilidae. The transcript is spliced from 2 exons.
AGUAUAUAAGAACCCGGAGUGAGCUUCAACAGCAUCAAACCACAAAUUGCAAUCGCUUCAGUAGCAUCAGAAACCAGCAAACAAUCAAUCCAAGCAAAAUGUUCAAGCUGUUGGUCGUUGUCUUCGCCGCCCUCUUUGCUUUUGCCCUGGCCGUGCCUGCUCCUGCACCACUGCCACGCGCCGCACCAGCACCCAUUCCCGUUGCCAGCCCGGAGCCCGCACCCCAGUUCUACUACGGCGCCAGCCCCUACGCCUAUUCCGGCGGCUAUUAUGCUGCCUCUCCCUACUCGUACUAUGGCUAAGUGCUGUGGCUUAACCCGUGAAUUGGAUGGCUAACAAACACCCGCACAAAUGGACGUAUAAAUGGACAUGAUAAUGGACUUUGGAAUUUGAGCUAAUUAAGUUUUUCUCUAUGUAUAGUCAUAAAAGCUUCUUUAACAAGCGCACAAAAAAAAAUGAUGAACAAAUAAAAAUGUUGCAAAAGUAA